UCAGAAGCAUAUUUUGACAGGCCGUGAGUUUGUAAUGCGCAAAACGGCUUAUUGGACUAUUUUUGUCACAAGUCACUAACGCAUGCGCAUCGCGCAAGAAUGAUUAUAUUCACGGGAAGCUAAAAUGAGUCAGUUUAUCAUUGGUGCAUGGUUGCACGUUUGGCGGUGUUUUUUACUUUCAAUAUGGCUAGCUAACUCAUUCUAGACCCGGCUCAAACUGCUCUAGAACUCGGGCAAGAUUUUAUACCCGAAUCGGUUGAUGAAAUGUUGGACAUGGAGGAAAUUUAUGAAGAGGAAGAAAGUGACAAUGAAAGUUUUGCUAAAGAGGUAAAUAACGAAACUACCUCGGUGAAAGGUGAAAAUUCAGAAGACGAAGAAAAUGGGCGUAAAGGCGACGGGAAUACCAAAGAAAAAAGGUCAAUAACGGAGCCCAAGAGCAAAAAAUCGUCCAAAGGCAUAGAUAAGAAAUUGAAGAAAUGGGGGAGUGCAAUAAUGCAACCGCUCAGUGAGUCAUUUACGUUUUUUACGUCUGGUGAUAACACCGCAUCAAGCACACCAACCGCUGAUCUUUACUGUCUUUAGUGCCAAAGGUGAAAUGGAAAGUAGAUUUCAACCUGGGAGUAAAAGCAUCAAACCAGAAGGAUGAAAGAGAAGACAAAGUGGAAUCUAAACAGUGGCCUGAAAACUAUGAAAAAUUUGCAAACUUAAG
Molecule: messenger RNA, 709 nt
Organism: Anopheles coluzzii
Lineage: Eukaryota; Metazoa; Arthropoda; Insecta; Diptera; Culicidae
Exons: 2
Coding region: 265-582 (105 amino acids)
Source: RefSeq, a predicted model, not a curated record